GACUAAACAAAACACCUAAAUGUCCCACUAUAUAAUUAUUUUAGGAAACUGGACAAGGAAAAGGAAGAGACAUCAAAAAGCGAGAAACUGCCUUUACCCAAUUGGUUCGUAAUGGAAAUUUCCAUUGUUAAUUUUCUAUGAGACUGUACGCGUUGAAGCAUCAUCAUCAUCAGCACCCAAAAAUUAUCCUCAAUUUUGCGAGGUUCCUGAACUCACAUCAGUGACUUGAUAAGGUGAUGGCGGGGGAGGGAGAUAUUGAUCUCUCAGCUUUAAAAUCCCAAUUGACUCAAACUGACGUUACUUGGAAGCUAGAGAUGGAGAAAAGCCAGUCCCAAGUGGAUGCUUUACAAGGAAAACUGUUGGAGGUAAAAGCUUCUAUUCAGGGAUCAGAAGAAGAUACAAAGAAGGAGUUAGAUGCUCUAUGGCAUAGAGUAAGAACUGCUACAACAUUGAUGACGUACUUGAAAGCUAAAGCCAGAGUCGUGGCUGUUCCAGAUUUGGCCCAUUCCUCAUGCGGCAUCAAAGAACUAGAUGGAGUGGGUAUUGUUGAUAAAAAUGGUAUACCAUUAUCCAGUUGGACUAGGGAUGUUGAUCUCUCAUCUUUUAAUGAUGCUGAUGAUGAAUUAUGGAUUAGACUUUCGAGUAAACAUGGUCAACUUGAUGAACAAGAUGGAUCUUAUAUGAGUGAAUUACUCAGAAGUGUACAAUUGGUUACAGAUGUUAUGGAAAGUCUUGUCAAGAGGAUUAUAAUGGCGGAAUCUGAAACUGCUAUAGAGAAAGACAAGGUAACAGUAGGUGAAGAAGAGAUUAAAAGGAAGACGCUCCUUAUUGAAAACAUGUCUAUUAAGUUAGAGGAAAUGGAAAGAUUUGCUCUGGGUACAAAUCUUAUCCUGACUGAGAUGCGGCAGAGAGUUGAAGAUUUGGUUGAAGAAACUUCUAGACAGAGGCAGAGAGCUGCAGAAAAUGAGCAGGAGCUUUGUCGUGUUAAGACCGACUUUGAGUCUCUAAAAUCCUAUGUCAGUAAUCUCGUUACUGUGAGAGAAACAAUUCUAUCAUCAGAAAAGCAAUUCCAGACAAUUGAAAGGCUUUUUGAGCGGCUGGUCGCCAAGUCAACACAACUGGAGAGUGAGAAGACGCAGAAAGAGGCUGAAGUAGAAAAACUGAUGGAAGAAAAUAUGAGGUUGACUGCUCUGCUUGAUAAUAAAGAGGCACAGCUUUUGGCUAUGAAUGAACAGUGCAAAGUUAUGGCGCUAAGUGCUUCAAAUAUUUAGUUCAGUGUGUUUAGACCCUUUGCUUCUUGUCAUGUUCAAUGUCACCUGCUUAAAAAGGUGAAGACUGCAAAACCUUAUAUCCAGUUUAUGCAACUUUGAGUGUCUCAUUGAUAAAAUGCAUAUUUAUCCUCAAAUCUAAUGGAAAAACUAGACACCCUCUUUGGUGUAGUGCCUUUUACUUCUAUGACAAAUUUCUGUUUUUUUCUGUU
Messenger RNA from Solanum pennellii, 1480 nucleotides. RefSeq lists its product as uncharacterized. The coding region runs from base 237 to 1271 and encodes 344 amino acids. Gene Ontology annotation, biological process: negative gravitropism; response to red or far red light. NCBI's taxonomy places the organism in Eukaryota, Viridiplantae, Streptophyta, Magnoliopsida, Solanales, Solanaceae. The transcript is spliced from 3 exons. The record is from RefSeq and is a predicted model, not a curated record.